UAAGUGUCGAAUAAACUAUGUUUUUUAUUUAUUCACUCGGCAAACACAGCCAAAAACCGCAAUAUUGAAUUUUCAAUAAGCAAAGACCAUUUUGGACACAUAACAACAAAAUUUUGCUACAUGCUAAAUGUUAAAUAUACACAAAACGUUGCUAUAUAUCGGGGCAGUUGUAGAUCAGAGACAGCAUUGCUAUCAAAAACCAUGGCGCGAUUACAGUUGUUAUUAAGUGUCUUCUUGACGUUAUUUUUUGUGUUUGCAUGCGCAGAACUAAGAACACGAAGAUCCUCUCAGUUUAGUGAAGCGAGUGCUUCAGCAGGGUCUUUUGGAGGUUAUGGUAGAGGUUUUGGACCGCAGUUCGGACCGCCAGGACCACACUUUGGACCACCCGGACCACACUUUGGCCCUCCGAGCCCACCGAUACCACCCAGACCACACUUUGGACCACCGAGGCCCCAAUUUGGACCUCAUCCACCACAAUUUGGCCCCGUUUUCCCGAGACAAGAUUCUGGACGUACCAUUAAUAUAGCAAAAAGUAUUAGUAUCAGCACUGGAGGAAGUGGCUCAGCAAGUUCUCAAGCAAGCUCACAAUCUGGACGCUUCGGAAAGUGACCACCAAAAAUUAGGCUCAGUAAUAGAUAGGUUUGAUAAAACAGUAAGAUGCCAUAAUACCAUAGUGAAUCUUCUUAUAACAACAAGUUGAGCGAUAAGGUCCAAUUAUUUAUUUGUAUUGCAUUGUCGGUGUUUAUAGUCAUAAAUCAUAAUCUGUAUUAGUUAUUACACAUGUUUUGACAAACAAUAUUUAAGUGUCAAGAAAAAGAACUAGGUGCUUGUAAUAUGAAGAAAAUCUUUUUUUUAA
Molecule: messenger RNA, 856 nt
Organism: Danaus plexippus (monarch butterfly)
Lineage: Eukaryota; Metazoa; Arthropoda; Insecta; Lepidoptera; Nymphalidae
Exons: 2
Coding region: 121-609 (162 amino acids)
Source: RefSeq, a predicted model, not a curated record